Messenger RNA from Westerdykella ornata, 1161 nucleotides. Its product is annotated as NAD(P)-binding protein. The coding region runs from base 18 to 1076 and encodes 352 amino acids. The transcript is spliced from 2 exons. Lineage: Eukaryota; Fungi; Ascomycota; Dothideomycetes; Pleosporales; Sporormiaceae. Gene Ontology annotation, molecular function: oxidoreductase activity. The record is from RefSeq and is a predicted model, not a curated record.
GGUGUACCGACAACGUCAUGUCUACCACUGUUACAAACAAACCCACGCUCUCAACCCACAUCUCCACCUCCCCAAGUACUACGAAAAUGGACGUCACUGCACCUAUAAAUCCAUCCGAUCUUUUCUCCGCCAAAGGUCUUUUAGUCGUCAUUACAGGCGGCGGCAGUGGUCUCGGUCUCGCCAUCGCGUCCGCCCUCUUUCAGAACGGCGCUUCAAAAAUCUAUCUCCUCGGUCGUCGGCAAAACGUCCUCGAGGAUGCCAUCAAGAAGCUCGAAGCCUCACCCUCGGCACCCAAAUCCUCUAUUCCAGUUCUCGGCGCUAUAACAUGCGAUGUCGCAAACCAGGAGUCCGUCUCCGCAGCCGUGGAGCGGAUAAAAUCUGAGACAGGAUAUGUCGACGUCUUGAUAAACAAUGCGGGUGUCAUUGGUCCCUUGAACGGACCCGACAUGUACAAAACGGAAAGCAUCGAGCAGUUGAGAGACAGCAUGCUGAAAGGCUGGUAUGGCUGGGCACAGACCUUUGCUAUCAACACACAAUCCGUUGUCGGUGUCAGCGCGGCAUUUCUUCCCCUUCUCGAGGCUGCCGAUGUGCGGCGUGGUUGGCAAGCUGGCAGAGUCAGAGGCGGGCCCGGCGAUCCGAGGGUGACUGGCAAGGGAACACCAAGGGAGCAAGACAAAUCCGCGCUGAAGAGGCUUGGGUACGAUGAAGAUGACGAUAGACUGGCGCACAUCAUCACCGUCGCAUCUGUCGCCUCGUUUAUGCGGUAUAGCAUAGCAGGUCUGGCGUACAAUGCGACGAAGGCAGCGGCCGCGCAGCUGGGCAAGAUAUUGAGCUCGAUUCUGGCGGAGUGGGGCGUGCGCAGCAAUGUGAUAUGUCCUGGGCCGUACCCAAGCGAGAUGACGGCUGGGAUUGAGGGAAGAUAUGGCACCGAUCAGGUACCGCAGGGUCGCAUGGGCAACCUCAAUGAUAUAUCUAGUUUGGCAUUGUUCCUGGUUGGCAAAGGGGGAGCAUAUAUCAAUGGUACAAUGCAGAUAACAGAUGGAGGUAGAAUUGGCGUCUUCCCAGCGACAUAUUAGAGUUAUAACGGUAUAGAGAAGUCUUCCGUGAAGAGAACAAUCUUGUAUCUGAGAAGCCGUGCUGCACCAUUAUACAAUCUCGACA